Centruroides sculpturatus (bark scorpion) is the source of this 1161-nucleotide messenger RNA. RefSeq names its product class E basic helix-loop-helix protein 23-like. The coding region runs from base 212 to 1150 and encodes 312 amino acids. The record is from RefSeq and is a predicted model, not a curated record. NCBI's taxonomy places the organism in Eukaryota, Metazoa, Arthropoda, Arachnida, Scorpiones, Buthidae. Gene Ontology annotation, molecular function: protein dimerization activity. The transcript has 2 exons.
UACAAACGACAACAAAUGGGAGAGUGAAGAGACGGGAUGACAGGAUGGAAGUCGUCCAAUCAGCUUCCAAUGACGAAAUAUCACGGCAACUGCCAUCGUCUCUCCACUUCACCCUCAUCAUUGCCUCUGAUUGGAGGAAACUAACAGCAGCGCUGAUACCACACGAGAUUUACCACACAUCCCGGCUACCCGGGUAACACAAAAUUUCGUUAUGGAAACUCACUGUACUUCUGCAUCUUUUCGUCCCAUUGUACCACCUUCGACAUUCCAUUACAGUAUUCCCAAUCCUUUAUAUCCUCCCACUUUACCGUUAGAAAGGAGCUUGCCUAUUCCUAGAAUGAUGACCCUGAGGACAGAUUAUUCGCUUCCUCUAGGUGGUAUUUUGUCUGACAGAGGUGGCAUCGUCGAUCAGAGAACUUCUCCCUUACCCGACUCCUGUCGUUCUCCUUCGCCUCAGAACGGACGUUUAACUCCUCGACCCGUCAUCCGCGGAUCUCCUUCUUCUCCUAGUGAAGCUGGCAACACUGACGGGCCCGAUACGGGUGACGAGCAUCCACCCGCUUCUACGGACGACGAGAUGUCACCCAAAGAACCCCAGACUUUGCAUACAGAUGUAAACGCAAUAACAAGUAAAUUCGAUGGAAGAAACGAAAGUUAUCCGGACACGACCGAAUCGUGCACAGGUAAAAAGUCAAGACACGCAAAAUCCGUCCGUCUUUGCAUCAAUGCUAGAGAAAGAAGACGUAUGCACGACCUGAACGAUGCCCUAGACGAACUCAGAGCCGUUAUACCCUAUGCCCAUUCGCCAUCUGUACGAAAGUUAUCCAAAAUUGCAACCCUUCUCCUAGCCAAGAACUAUAUACUGAUGCAAGCAAAUGCAUUGGAAGAGAUGCGUAGGAUCAUAGCUUAUAUGAAUCAAGCGGGGGUACCUUUACCACCAGCUGCAGCUGCUGCAGCUGCCGUAGCUGCCACACUACCCGCCCUAUCACCGGUAGCUGGAUACGGAGAAUCGGGAUUCAACUUCAGAAGCGGUGGUGUCACAUCUUCCACUGACAAGGUUCCACCCCCUUUACAAGCCUCUACACCUCCUAUUUUCCAAAUGAACAGUACACAGAGUAAUGGAUGCAACCAAUGCAGUGAUAAAGUGUAAUGCGGUAAAAC